AUGGCGGACAGAUAUUCGUUCUCCUUGACCACAUUCUCCCCUAGUGGAAAGCUGGUUCAAAUAGAAUAUGCAUUAAAUGCAGUCAAUCAAGGUGUUACGGCACUGGGUAUCAAAGCUACAAAUGGCAUCGUCCUCGCAACAGAAAAGAAGUCAUCAUCGCCAUUAAUUGACCCUCCUUCCCUCUCGAAAGUCAGCCUCAUCACACCGAACAUCGGCAUGGUAUACUCAGGAAUGGGUCCCGAUUACCGAGUACUGGUUGAUAAAGCACGCAAGGUGUCGCACACUGGCUAUAAGCGCAUCUAUAAUGAAUAUCCCCCAACAAGAAUAUUAGUCCAGGAUGUCGCCAGAGUCAUGCAAGAGGCAACGCAGUCUGGCGGUGUGCGGCCGUAUGGCGUUAGCUUGCUGAUUGCAGGAUGGGAUGAAGGUAUCGAGCCAGAGGCGGAGGACGCCGUUACUGCCGAUUCGCAUCCUGAUGAGAAGAAACAGUCUGGAAAGACUGGUGGUAUUCUGAAAGGUGGACCUAUGCUGUAUCAAGUUGAUCCCAGUGGAAGCUAUUUCCCAUGGAAGGCCACGGCAAUUGGUAAAAGCGCCACCUCUGCAAAGACAUUCCUAGAGAAGAGAUACACCGAGGGUUUGGAGCUGGAAGAUGCAGUCCACAUUGCCCUCUUGACACUGAAGGAGACAAUCGAAGGAGAAAUGAAUGGAGAGACAGUAGAGAUUGGUAUUGUUGGACCGCCAGCACAUCAUUUACUCGGCGUUGAGGGGGUUGAGGGGGCGCAAGGACCAAGAUUCAGAAAGCUGACCCCCCAAGAGAUUGAGGAUUACCUUACGAAUCUAUGA
This is a messenger RNA of Venustampulla echinocandica, 840 nucleotides long. RefSeq names its product Proteasome subunit alpha type. Bases 1 to 840 code for a protein of 279 amino acids. Lineage: Eukaryota; Fungi; Ascomycota; Leotiomycetes; Helotiales; Pleuroascaceae. Gene Ontology annotation, cellular component: proteasome core complex; proteasome core complex, alpha-subunit complex. Gene Ontology annotation, biological process: ubiquitin-dependent protein catabolic process. The transcript is spliced from 5 exons. The record is from RefSeq and is a predicted model, not a curated record.